Molecule: messenger RNA, 2751 nt
Organism: Macrosteles quadrilineatus (aster leafhopper)
Lineage: Eukaryota; Metazoa; Arthropoda; Insecta; Hemiptera; Cicadellidae
Product: ras-specific guanine nucleotide-releasing factor RalGPS2-like
Exons: 17
Coding region: 260-2548 (762 amino acids)
Biological process (GO): Ras protein signal transduction; positive regulation of GTPase activity
Cellular component (GO): plasma membrane
Molecular function (GO): guanyl-nucleotide exchange factor activity
Source: RefSeq, a predicted model, not a curated record
GUUAACUGUUAUGGUUGUCGAAGACUUCCUUUUAUCGAGAUAUAUAGGCCUAUUUUAGUUUUCAUACCCGCAAGUACUUUGGUCACGUGACUACAUACUUUCAUUUAAUUAAUUAAUUAGCCUUAAUAAGUAAGUAAGAUUAUGGGUCCAGUUAGAGAUCAGAUUUGUAUGUAAGUUAAGCUGCGUGUUUGGCGAUACGACCUGUAACAUUUAAAUAACGUUUUCAACUACCCACAGGAAUAAUUCCUUAUGUGCUCUCAUGGCAAAAAUGAAAUAUUCAGAGAUGUCAAGGGACAUCUCCUGCGACAGUCUCUCUACUCUUCGGCUCAUAGAGGAGAAACAUGAAAAAAAGACAAGAGAUUGUGACAUUGAGCCUGUGACACUUCCUAAAAAUACUCCGAAUAAGAUCUCUCCAAAGAAGAUCUCUCGCACUUCAACUGCGGAAUCAAUCAGUACAGCGUUGCCUUGUUAUGACAAUCUCGGUGCCACAGGAGUCCAGUCGCAAUCUAACAGCAAAUCACAGAGUUUACCAGCCCAGGUGUCUCUGCGGUCUAUGGACCAACUUGUCUUGGAGGCGUUACGAGUAUCUGCGGAGGAUUUUGCAUCUCAACUCACUCUCCUCGACCUUCAAGUCUUUGUUCAGAUCACUCCAGACGAGCUGGUGUCUUGUGCAUGGAACAAAAAGAACAAACUACUCGUUGCACCCAACGUCGUGGCGUUUACCAAACGAUUUAACCAUGUCAGUUUUUGGACAGUCCAAGAAGUGUUGAGUGGAACUUCUCCAAAGCAUAGAGCAGAAAUACUAUCUCACUUCAUAAAAAUUGGCAAAAGGCUCUAUGAACUGAACAAUUUUCAUUCCCUGUUUGCUGUUGUAUCUGCUCUCCAAAGUGUUUCUGUUUAUAGAUUAACAAAAACAUGGAACCUUGUAUCAAAAAAGGACAAGAGUACUUUUGAUAAGUUGGCUGAAGUAUUCUCUGACACUGACAACUGGAGGAAUCUACGAGAACACAUGGAAAAUUUGAAACUGCCGUGUAUUCCAUAUUUAGGAGUUUUUUUAACGGAUCUAGUCUACAUAGAUAUGGCCCACCCUCACAUGGGAGGUCUCGAGCCUGAACAAAGAAAGCUGAAGAUGAACAAUAUUUUACGGAUUGUCUCAAACCUACAACAGUCUCAGUACCCUCACCUCUUGCCUUUACCACAUAUCCAGAGAUAUUUGCAUUCUGUGCGAUAUAUCGAUGAACUGCAAAAGUUUGUUGAAGAUGACAAUUACAAGCUGUCACUGAGACUAGAACCACCGUCGCCAGCCCCGAGCUCGUCAAGUUCGCGAGAGUCAGUCAGUGAGUUGGCAACCGUAGCGAGUCUCAACCUGUCCCCUGCCAAACCUUCGCUGCGACUGCAACCCGUCAUCAAGUUUGUCCCCGGUCACCGCAAGAGCCGUAGUCUUGGGACCAAAUUUCGUAGUACAAGUCUUCCAAGAAAUUUUCAUAAGCCAGUAUUUCCAGCAUCUGCUGCCAAUGGUGUUUUUGCCAAGCCUUGUCACUCAAGCCCACGCAACUUGCUGGACGACUCUGUGAUAGAGGAGGGGGGUGGGGGAGGAUUAGGUCUAUACAGUCAUUCUGUACACCUCAUGCCUAGUCAGUGCUACCACUCUGUUGUCUGUUGUAGUGUUUUUGCCAAGCCUUGUCACUCAAGCCCACGCAACUUGGUGGAAAACUCUGUGAUAGAGGAGGGGUGUUUUUGCCAAGCCUUGUCACUCAAGCCCACGCAACUUGGUGGAAAACUCUGUGAUAGAGGAGGGGGUGGGGGAGGAUUAGGUCUAUACAGUCACUCUGUACAUCUCAUGCCUAGUCAGUGCUACACUCUGUUGUCUGUUGUAGUGUUUUUGCCAAGCCUUGUCACUCAAGCCCACGCAACUUGCUGGACGACUCUUGUUUUUGCCAAGCCUUGUCACUCAAGCCCACGCAACUUGCUGGACGAUUCUGUGAUAGAGGAGGGGGUGGGGGAGGAUUAUAUUUAUACAGUCAUUCUUGUUUUUGCCAAGCCUUGUCACUCAAGCCCACGCAACUUGCUGGACGACUCUGUGAUAGAAGAGGGGGGUGGGGGAGGAUUAGGUCUACUCAGUCAUUCUGUACAUCUCAUGCCUAGUCUACCCGACGAUACUCAGGAGUGUGUCACACUUCAGGGUUGCCUGAGACGUAAGACUCUGAUGAAGGAAGGGCGUAAGCCUACUGUGUCCCCAUGGCAGAGGUACUGGGUUCAGCUAUGGGCGACUGCUCUUGUCUUCUACUUGCCAAAGACUUUCAAAGGAUGUGAAAGAACUGACUUCAAGCGAGACCCUUGCAAGAUGACUCCACUGACCGGGUGUCUGGUGACUCUGGGCCACAAUCCGGUCCACUCCGACGUGUUCCUCAUCCGGGACCCUCACAGAAGCAAUAUGUACAAAUUCAAAGCGAUCAGUGAAGAAGAUGCCUUAAUCUGGUACAACUCAUUGCAACAAAUGCUCACAGAAAACAACACUACCUCUACUAAUCUCAUAUCCUUCGAUUGAUUUGUACAGUUCCUAUUUUAGUCCCUUAAGCUUUAGCUGUAAUCUCCUUAUCUUUUUAUGUAGAUAUUUUGUUAGCUUGCCGUAAGACGAUCUCACAGCAGUGUUUUUAUGUUUACAUUCUGGUCAUACACUUUGUGAUUUAUUUUUAUAGUCAAUUUGUUGAUUUAUUUCAUUUAUGUUGGUGACUACCAAAUUCAAUAAAA